AUGCCUGAUAUAUUCACUGGUUUUGACACCCAUUCAGGUAUUGUCAAUAGGGUUCGACUCUUGUUUGAAAGAGCCCUCAAUAGCCAUCAGUUAUCCAAUUGUGUCACUCUUUGGCGACUUUACAUCAAAUUUGAGCUCAACUGCAAUAAUACAUCGAAAGCCAGAUCAGUGUUUUACAGGGCUUUACAGACGUGUAGUUAUAGUAAAAUCUUAUGUGAAUCGGUUGCCGUACUCUUACUGUACUUUCUAUUGGCAUCGUUUGCGUGGAUGUUAAUGGAAGGCUACCACUUGUAUCAGAUGAUUAUCCUUAUCUUAUGUGAAUCGGUUGCCGUACUCUUACUGUACUUUCUAUUGGCAUCGUUUGCGUGGAUGUUAAUGGAAGGCUACCACUUGUAUCAGAUGAUUAUCCUUGUCUUCAGUAAUGUCGGGCACUUAAGGCUUAUAUACUUAUAUAUCAUCGGUUACGGAGUGCCGGUUGUCAUCACUUUGAGCGCACUUUUAGGCUUUGGAUUUGAUUUCAUUACAGAAGAAGACUCUUAUUUUUGUUGGAUAUCUUCGCCAACACACCCGUACCGCGUGUGGGCUGUGGCCGCUCCGGCACUGCUCUCCACUUUGGCCAACGCAGUGAUCAUGUGUUUGGCUUUGAAGGAAGCGUUUUCAGCAAAGGUCAAGAAGAAGAUAAUCCAAGAGAAAGACAUAUCGGCCACGACCUCAACGUCACAGAUCAGUUCAAUCGCCACUCAAAUCGCGCAGAGUUUGUCGUGGAUUAAAGGCUCGGCAUCUCUGGUGGUGGUGUUGGGCAUAACGUGGAUUACUUUCCUAUUUUACAUCCAUGAGUUUGGCGAAUGGUUCUCCUAUAUAUUCAUUGUAUUCAAUGGAUUACAGGGCGCUUUGAUAUUCACGUUUCAAAUACUACUUAACGAUAAGGCGCGGUCAGUGGUGCGCAAGUCGUACCACAAGCGACACCCGUCCCGAUACCUGUCCUCACUAUACAGGACCGCCUCAUCCAAUAUGUUCACGAGUCGGUCCAAAUCGUUGAGCAAAACCGUAUCACUCGAGCCCUCAAACGACUCGUCGGACGCCAAACGCAAGAAGAAAAGAGUGACCAAAAAGAAUAGCGAUUCCAACAGUUCCUCAUCCGAUGUCAGUCAUAGAAGUCAAACAAUUUCCGCCCAAAGAGUCCGAAACGCGUCAAACAGUCAUAUAAUUAGCUUUUAAUUCAUGUAUUUUCUGUUAACUUAUAGCCAAUACGUGUGAAAACCAAUUGAUAUUGUGAUAAAAAUUGAAUGACAAGCGCCGGGAUAUUGUGUAUAUAAAGUACAAUACUUAUUAUUAAAUAUUAAAUAUAUCGUUGUGUGAAAUUUGCUUAUUAUUCACACACCUGUGCACCACAUCUACAAUAAAUUGUCUCAUAUAUACUCUACAACUAAACUAUAUGUUAAUUGUGUUUUGUGUUAGAUUUGAACAAUCAUUUCAUUAUAC
Molecule: messenger RNA, 1482 nt
Organism: Medioppia subpectinata
Lineage: Eukaryota; Metazoa; Arthropoda; Arachnida; Sarcoptiformes; Oppiidae
Source: the annotation of a GenBank genome assembly